CGAGGGCGGGUUGUGGACUGGCGGAGCCCAGACCCUAAGCAAGUGAUUUCUGGGGGAGCCGCGGUCGCCACGGCCGUGGAGCCGCAGACAAGGAAGAAGAUGAGCCUUAAGUCUGAACGUCGAGGAAUUCAUGUGGAUCAAUCGGAGCUCCUAUGCAAGAAAGGAUGUGGUUACUAUGGCAACCCUGCUUGGCAAGGUUUCUGUUCCAAAUGCUGGAGGGAGGAGUACCACAAAGCCAGGCAAAAGCAGAUUCAGGAAGACUGGGAACUGGCAGAGAGACUUCAGCGGGAGGAGGAAGAGGCCUUUGCCAGCAGUCAGAGCAGCCAAGGGGCACAGUCCCUCACAUUUUCCAAGUUUGAAGAAAAAAAAACCAAUGAAAAGACUCGCAAGGUUACCACAGUUAAGAAGUUCUUCAGUGCUUCAUCUAGAGUUGGAUCAAAGAAGGCAGAAAUUCAGGAAGCAAAAGCUCCCAGUCCUUCCAUAAACCGACAAGCCAGCAUUGAAACAGAUAGAGUGUCUAAAGAGUUCAUAGAAUUUCUCAAGACCUUCCACAAGACUGGCCAAGAAAUCUAUAAGCAGACCAAGCUGUUUUUGGAAGCAAUGCAUUACAAAAGGGAAUUAAGCAUUGAGGAACAGUCCGAGUGUACUCAGGAUUUUUACCAGAAUGUGGCUGAAAGAAUGCAGACUCGUGGAAAAGUGCCUCCAGAAAGAGUUGAAAAGAUAAUGGAUCAGAUUGAAAAGUACAGCAUGACUCGCCUCUAUAAAUACGUGUUUUGUCCGGAAACUACUGAUGAUGAGAAGAAAGAUCUUGCUAUUCAGAAGAGGAUCAGAGCCCUGCACUGGGUUACACCUCAGAUGCUUUGUGUCCCUGUUAAUGAAGAAAUUCCAGAAGUGUCUGAUAUGGUGGUGAAAGCAAUUACAGAUAUCAUUGAAAUGGAUUCUAAGCGUGUACCUCGAGAUAAGUUGGCCUGUAUCACUAAGUGCAGCAAGCACAUCUUCAAUGCCAUCAAAAUCACCAAGAAUGAGCCAGCAUCAGCAGACGAUUUCUUACCCACACUCAUCUACAUUGUUUUGAAGGGCAACCCCCCACGCCUUCAGUCCAAUAUCCAGUAUAUUACCCGCUUCUGCAAUCCAAGCCGAUUGAUGACUGGAGAGGAUGGUUACUAUUUCACCAAUCUGUGCUGUGCUGUGGCUUUCAUUGAGAAAUUAGAUGCUCAGUCACUGAAUUUAAGUCAGGAAGAUUUUGAUCGCUAUAUGUCUGGCCAGACUUCUCCCAGGAAGCAAGAAUCUGAGAAUUGGUCUCCUGAUGCCUGCGUAGGUGUUAAGCAAAUGUAUAAGAACUUGGAUCUCCUGUCCCAGUUGAAUGAGAGACAGGAAAGAAUCAUGAGUGAAGCCAAAAAACUUGAAAAAGAUCUGAUAGAUUGGACUGAUGGAAUUGCAAAAGAGGUUCAAGACAUUGUUGAGAAAUACCCACUUGAAAUUAAGCCCCCAAAUCAGUCUUUAGCAGCUAUUGACUCUGAAAAUGUUGAAAACGAUAAACUUCCUCCACCAUUGCAACCUCAAGUUUAUGCAGGAUGAUAAAAACUUACAUACAUAGUAUUUAUUUGAACCUGAAUUGUGGCUAGUCCGUACUACAGCCCACUGAUUGGGAUCUAGACUAUAACUUAAUUGCUUAUAAAUGUCAGAGCAUUUUUAAAGGUACAGUUUGUGGGGACUGUUUUGUUUGUUUUUCCUGGCAAGGGAAGUUUAGUGAUUAAUAAAAUACUAUUUAUUUGAGUUAAUGAAAUAGAUUCAUUUAAGGUAUAUGUGAAGAUUUUGUCUAAAUCUAUUUUUUCUCCAUGGUUUUCCAUGUGCUUCCUCUGUGGCACUCACUUUAAUUGGGUUUGGGUCAAUAAUAAUUACGUGUUAAAGGAUUAAAACAAGUGAAUGCUACAAAGUCUAUGUUUAAGGGAAUUCAAUGGUACCACUAUUCUACAGUUUGAAAUAAUUUUAUAAAUUGUAAAGAUAGAAGAUAUAUUGAUAAGUAAAUAUGUAAUAUUGUAAAUAUGUAAAAAAAAAAGGUGUCUGCUGUGCAUGGCAUUUAAUGUGUUAAUUUUUUAGUUUGGAAUGAAGUAUAUUGACUGUUUGCCAUUAACACCGUUUUAUUUGUUUUGCCCCGCUAAAAUGAAUCUAGAAGUGUUGUUUCAAUCGUUAACAAAAUGUUAUUGCUAACUUUGAGAUCCUGUCUAGUCAGACUGUGACACCACUGAGGUUCAAAGUAACUAUUAGGUCACAUAAAGAUGCAGUUCAUUAUAGUCAACUGAAAGCUCUGAAUCAUGCCUCAUGUUACCUCUCUCCUUCAUUCAUUCAGCAAAUAUUUAGAGAGCUUGUUGAUGGAAGGAACAGACCAAGGUCUGGGUCAAAAGAGAAAGGAACAGGACUGUUGGUGAGAGCUGAUGCGAAUCCCUCAGGGAUAGAGAGCAGGGUGUCUUUCUGCCUCUGUAGCAUACUUUGGCUGUAUAGAUACUCAAAUUCAUAUUGUUGCAACCUCAGUACUGUUGACACUUAGGGCCUGAGGAAUAUUGUGGCAGGGGUGCUUUGUACUUUGUAGGCUACUCAGCAGCACCCCUACCCUUGGUACCCGCUGGCAACUAUCAGAAACCACCACUACCCCACCCUGCCACGAUUGUGAAAGACAUCACCUCCAGACAUUGCCACAUGUCUCUUAGGGGCAAAAUCACCCCCACUUCAGAACCACUACUGACCUAUUUCAUAAGCAAGGGAGUUACCCUCCUGGUGGUUAAUAUGAUGCAAACCAAAGAAUAUUGCAUUAAAAGCACAGUAUAAUGUUAACUGGUAUUCUUUCACUGAGGCUGUAAAGCCACCAGCAAUGUGGAAACUUUUCUAAUCUUCACAGAACCUUUCAUAACCUAAAUACUCCUUCCUCUCAGUAAUUCGUACAGAUUAUCAAUAUACUUGUGAAAUUGUAAUUCCCAGGACCACAUUCUUGAACAAAUUCACACAACACUAGCAGUUAGAAAAGAUUUGCCUGUUUUCCCAGUUAUCUUCCUAUACUACAGAUUUAUACUGCAGAUUUGUAGUACAGUGAUUUUUCAGUAAAACUAGGGUGAGUAUAAUACUUUUCAUCCUUUACUCAAUUUACAUAUAAAAGCCAUCAAGUUAACACAUCUAUUGUCAUAAAGCAAUGAAGACAUGCAGCAGUUCAUGGAAUCAGUUGGCCACCAAUGUCACGUGGAAUGUAAUAAGGUACUAUCAAAUGUCUUAGAACCUGCUCUUGGAAACCUGGACCAGGUAAUUUUAGUAGAAACCUUACCCAUUUUAUUUUCUAUGUACUUUCUAGGUGCUAAUCCAGUUACUCUUAAUUCUCCUGGGAAUAUACAAUUCUUUUAGUCAUUGUUCAUUAUGUUUGUUAAAUAAAAUGUGCAGAUCAGCCUCCCACAAGAGCUGCCCUCUUGAUUCUUUGUUUAAAGUAAGUUAUUGAACUGAUUAUAUAUAUAUGUACAAACAUAUACAUAUAUAUCAUAUUGGUCAAAUUCUUCAGAUAUGGAUUCUUGCCUUAAUUAGAGGCUAGUAUUACUCUUACAUCAACUUCAGUACUAUGGCCAGAAUUUCUGUUUUCUCAACAAGACAAUGUUGAUAUUUAUGUUCUAUAAAAAGGAUUGGAGUAAACCUUUGGAAUUAAAGUCCUUAUCAAUAAAGUUUCACAACCCUUCCCUUUUCUAAUAGAUUAUUGGUUCUUCAUUUUAGGGAAAUAUAUAUUAUUAAUAUCCAUACACUACACAAUUUUCCUUUUUCAACCAUAGUCAUAUUCAGACAUGAAAAAUUAGAUAUUGCAGUUAAAAUUAACAAGAGAAGAAUGUUUGCUAUCACUAUAGUUAGAAUUGGUCUGAAAGUUUUAUCCAUCUUUCCUCUUCAAAUAGAAAUAAAUAAAGGCAAGGGCUGGAAGAGUUAAUCUAAGCAAUACAAAGCCAGUAGAUAGUCUGGUGGUUGAGUAAUGAACACUGGAGCGAGAAGGCUUGAAUUGGUUUGGAAUUUUGACUCACAUAUUUGCUCUUCAGGCAGGGGCAUGACUCAUGUUUGACUACCUCAUCUGUGUACGAGCCAUAAUAGUACUCCCUUCAGGACUAAAUGACUUAGAACAGUCCCUGACAAUGGUAAGUGCCCAAGUGUCAGCUGUUACUUGGAGGUGAUUCUUCUAUAUGGAAAACAAGGAAUUGAUUACUGAGACUGAGUUAGUUCACCAAAAUGGUGACAUGAAAUGCUAAAAUUGACCAUAUAAAGUUACUUCCGAAUGCCACACCUAGCUGAUUCACAAUAGCAACAAAGAUAAGUCACCUGGAAACAAGGACUUUUGAAAUUCACAUGAAAAACAUUUUAUAAGACUGAACACUUUCACAAUAAAGUAGGAAUAGAAAUCUCCACAACAUAAUAAAAGGCUAAAAUCAUACUCAGUGGUGAAAGACUGAAACAUCCUGAGAUCAGGAACAAGACACAGGAUGCCCACUUUCACCAAUAAGAUAUUCAUGUACUUAAAAUUUUAAGUAGUUUCAAAUUUAAAAAUUUUCAAGCAUUUAAGAUGCACAGAGAAUAAGAACAAUUCACCAUUUAGACUUACAAAUGGUUGAGAUGAAGCUUUCUACUUCAUUAAGAAAUUAAAAGAAAUACAAAUAACAAUAACUUCUCUAGUCAAAUUGGCAAAGAUGAUACAACAUUUUAAGACUGAAUGUCCAGAGAAAUACACCUCACUGAUUGAAGCACAAAUUUUAAUAUUUCAGGGAGCAAAUCAGUAUAUGUCAAGAACCUUAUAAGUCUCUUCACUUUGUGGCAGAGUAAUCCUAUUUCUAGAAAGCUAGGCUAAGAAGUAAUUGUAAACAAAAAUGUAUAUAUAAAAAACAGCAACUACAGAGGUGACAAUUUUCAUUGUUUAAAUUGUAGAGGGGUGUGUUAAAGGAAUAAUUAGGAGAAAACUAGUUCCAAAUUUUAUUUAUUUAUUUUAGGUUCUUGAAAGUGCAACUUUUUUUGGACCA
Condylura cristata (star-nosed mole) is the source of this 5027-nucleotide messenger RNA. RefSeq names its product RAB guanine nucleotide exchange factor (GEF) 1 (gene RABGEF1). Gene Ontology annotation, cellular component: cytosol; endocytic vesicle. Lineage: Eukaryota; Metazoa; Chordata; Mammalia; Eulipotyphla; Talpidae. The coding region runs from base 100 to 1578 and encodes 492 amino acids. Gene Ontology annotation, molecular function: zinc ion binding; DNA binding; guanyl-nucleotide exchange factor activity. The transcript is spliced from 9 exons. Gene Ontology annotation, biological process: vesicle-mediated transport. The record is from RefSeq and is a predicted model, not a curated record.